AUGAGCAGGAUCUGGCUGUGCUUUUUCAUCCUCUCCAUGCAACUCUCCCUCAAUUCCAACAUGAUCUACUACGCCUAUGCAGACUUCCAAUCCGCCCCUCAAAUUUCCCAAGCCUAUAUCCUAUCAACAAUCAUCGCUGGAAUCAUUGCACUCCCAAUUGCAAAGAUCCUCAAUCUGUGGGGUCGCGCAGAGGGCUUUUUGCUUUUCUUGGGACUUUUUCUCAUCGGCUUCAUCGUCAUGGCCUCUUGUAAUGGUCCUAACAGCUUUGCAGCUGGCUAUACGCUAUACACUGUCGGCAAUAACUCUGUGACUUUCAUACUGAGUGUAUUUGUGGCAGAUGCAACUGGUCUACGUAACCGAGCAUUCGCAUACGCAUUCAUUGGUACGCCGACUAUCUGCACCGCUUUUGCUGGACCAUUAGUUGCACAGGCGUUCUAUGUCCACUCUUCGUGGAGAUGGGCUUAUGGAUGUUUUGCUAUAAUCAUCUUCAUCACAUUUGUUCCACUUGCUUUCGUGCUCAAAAUCUACCAGCGCAGAGCUGAAAAAGCGGCCAUUUUCACCAAAACACAUGCUGAUCGCACUGCGUUGCAGUCGUGUGUCCAUUAUUUCCAUGAAUUCGACUGUGUCGGUGGGUUUUUCCUAAUGGCCGCUUUCAUUCUCUUUCUGCUACCUUUCAGCCUAGAGGUCUAUGGCUAUGGUGGAUACUCAUCCCCAACCUUCAUCAGUAUGAUUGUCAUUGGAAUUGUGCUCUUCCCUGAUUUCGCCAUUUGGGAGAAAUACUGUGCCAAGUCACCCUUCAUCAAGUGGGAGCUGUUCAAGAACCGCACUGUUCUUGGUGCCUGUAUCGUUUCCGCCGUCAUCUUUUUCAACUAUUUCGCAUGGAACCAGUAUUAUUAUUACUACCUCCAAGUUGUUCACAACCUCGACACCGCAAAGACCGGAUAUAUGACACAGAUCUAUGGAGUUAGCUCCACAAUCUGGGGGGUCAUCUUUGGCAUUUGGAUCCGCCAAACCAAGCACUUCAAAAAUAUUUGUCUAUUCUUCGGUGUUCCGCUCUUCAUGCUGGGCGCAGGUCUCAUGAUACAUUUCAGGGGAACUGAUAGCAAAAUCGGCUACCUGAUCAUGUGUCAAAUAUUCAUUGCCUUGGGAGGCGGAACGCUCGUCAUCGGCGAUGAGAUGGCUGUCAUGGCCGCGGCCGAUCGAGAAGGAAUCCCAAUGAUGAUUGCCUUGAUAAGUCUUGCCGGUAGUGUUGGUGGAUCCAUUGGCUACGCUGUUGCCGUCGCCAUCUACUCAAACACCUUUCCUGAGGCUUUGCUCAAUGCCCUUCCGGAUGAGACAAAGGCUGAUUUUGCGACAAUUUAUCUUGGUGGCUCGACGGCGCAGCUGAUAUAUCCCCCGGGCUCGGCAACCAGGGAUGCUAUAAACCACGCGUGGUCGUAUAGUCAGAAGUAUGAGUGCAUUGCGGCCUGCGCUAUUGUUAUUCUUGCAUUUCCGGCGGUCGCUAUGUGGAAGAACUACAAUGUGGACAAGCAGCAGGUCAAGGGCAUCGUCAUUUAG
Penicillium brevicompactum is the source of this 1557-nucleotide messenger RNA. RefSeq names its product Siderochrome iron transporter 2. The record is from RefSeq and is a predicted model, not a curated record. The transcript has a single exon. Bases 1 to 1557 code for a protein of 518 amino acids. Gene Ontology annotation, molecular function: transmembrane transporter activity. Lineage: Eukaryota; Fungi; Ascomycota; Eurotiomycetes; Eurotiales; Aspergillaceae. Gene Ontology annotation, biological process: transmembrane transport.